Meira miltonrushii is the source of this 483-nucleotide messenger RNA. RefSeq lists its product as uncharacterized. The coding region runs from base 1 to 483 and encodes 160 amino acids. NCBI's taxonomy places the organism in Eukaryota, Fungi, Basidiomycota, Exobasidiomycetes, Exobasidiales, Brachybasidiaceae. The transcript has 2 exons. The record is from RefSeq and is a predicted model, not a curated record.
AUGGACGACGGCGCUCAAUACAAUAACGAUAACUCACAAGGUUUUCAACCUGGAGUGACGGGUGUCAAUUCUAGUUAUUCUGGAAGCGAUAGUAACACCCGCAACUUCUCCGCUCCUGGUGCCGGCGAAGGUACGACAGGUUUCUCCAACAGUGGAGUAGGCCAUGGAACGACCGGAUUCGAUCGUUCAGGCGGAGCAGGUGAUGGAAGUGGAAGUGGAAAUUUCACUUCUGAUCCAAAUGAAACAAUUUCUGGUUUUUCACGUAAUGAUCCUGCACCGGAUUCAAACGGUGCAAAUUUUCAAGCACCAGGAACAGGUACGCAAAAGACUGGAUUUUCAAAUAUUGAAUCAGGUCAAACAGGUUUCGAAGGUGAUGGAAGCAGUGGCGGCGGCGGAGGUGGCUUUGGCGAAAGCAAUUCAUCUUCCGGCGGUGGCGUAAAGGAAAAGCUUCAAGAUUUGAAGGACAGAAUCACUCAUAAUUGA